GAUUCACCACUGACAGGGCUGUCAACGAGGCGUAGAUUCGUUUGUUUUUUUUUGUGUUCUUUAGCAGAUUCUUGUUCUUAGUUCAAUUAGUUAAGGAUCGCGAUGCCCACACCCUUAGAAGCGAAUAACAAUGAGAUCCGAGCGAAAAUCGCGUAUAGUGGUGAAAUCCUCAUCAUUUACAUCAACUGUACCAUUACACUUGAAGAGCUUUGCCACGAAAUAAGGGAAAUAUGUCGCUUUUCCCAUGAACAAAUCUUCACCAUGAAGUGGGUGGACGAGGAGGGUGACCCAUGCACAAUUUCCACACAGCUUGAACUAGACGAGGCCAUCCGGCUGUAUGAGAUCAAUAAGGAUUCCGAGUUGACAAUUCACGUUUUCCCCAAUGCCCCGUCGCAGCCUGGAAUGCCUUGCCAGGGGGAGGACAGGAGCAUCUAUCGAAGGGGGGCGCGACGAUGGCGUAAACUGUACAGAGUGAACGGUCACAUUUUCCAAGCGAAGAGAUUCAAUAGAAGAGCAUUUUGUGCCUUGUGCAAUGUCCGAAUCUGGGGCCUGGGGCGCCAGGGCUUCAAGUGCAUCCAGUGCAAACUGUUGGUGCACAAAAAAUGUCACAAGGCAGUUAAUGUCGCUUGCACCAUUGAUCUUAACAGAGACACGUUGCCACGGGAAGACACUUCCCAGCUAAACAAUGGAGAGGCUCCAGUGGCUGCAAACCAAACCGCGAAAGCCCAUCAGGACUACGCAAGAGAUCUCAAUGAAACUCCUGCGGAUGUAACAGGCGAAUCUGUGCCAGUUGAAGAUCCCAACAGGCCGUUGGAAGAGCUGGAGCCUGGAUCCCAAAGGCAAUAUUCCCUGAAUGACUUCGAAUUAAUCCGCGUGAUUGGUCGUGGCUCCUAUGCCAAAGUGCUGAUGGUGGAACUGAAGAAGACCAAGAGAAUAUAUGCAAUGAAGGUGAUCAAGAAGGCCUUGGUGACUGAUGAUGAAGACAUUGACUGGGUGCAAACGGAGAAACACGUCUUUGAAACGGCUUCCAAUCAUCCCUUCCUUGUCGGUUUGCACUCCUGCUUCCAAACGCCAUCAAGACUCUUUUUCGUAAUCGAAUUUGUGAGAGGCGGCGAUCUGAUGUUCCACAUGCAAAGGCAAAGAAAACUGCCCGAAGAACAUGCAAGAUUCUACGCAGCCGAAAUAUCGCUCGCUUUGAACUUUUUGCACUGCAAGGGCAUCAUCUACCGAGACUUGAAGCUCGACAAUGUCCUGCUGGACCACGAAGGGCAUAUUAAACUGACUGACUAUGGAAUGUGCAAAGAGGGAAUCCGGCCUGGGGACACAACAUCCACGUUCUGCGGAACCCCCAACUACAUUGCUCCUGAAAUAUUGCGAGGCGAGGACUAUGGAUUUUCGGUCGACUGGUGGGCGUUGGGCGUUCUGCUUUACGAAAUGCUGGCAGGCAAAUCCCCAUUCGAUAUUGCUGGAGCUUCUGAGAAUCCUGAUCAGAACACUGAAGACUAUUUGUUCCAGGUCAUCUUGGAGAAAACCAUUAGAAUUCCUCGGUCUUUGAGUGUUAAAGCAGCCAAUGUCCUCAAAGGCUUUCUCAACAAAAAUCCUGCCGACCGAUUGGGUUGCUACAGCACCGAGUCCUUUGUGGACAUUACAGGGCACCAAUUCUUCAAGAGUAUCGACUGGGACUUGUUAGAACAGAAACAAGUACCUCCUCCUUACAAGCCCAGGCUGGACUCCGACCGCGAUUUGGCAAACUUCCCGCCUGAAUUCACCGAUGAGCCGGUGCACCUCACUCCAGACGAUCCGCGGGUUAUCGAGAAAAUUGACCAAUCCGAAUUCGAGGGCUUCGAGUACGUAAAUCCACUGCUGAUGUCUUUGGAGGACUGCGUAUGACACUUUGGAACGCAUGGUUGAAGAUAUGAUUUCCAUUCCGACAUUCCAUUAAAAAUUUGUAUAAACUGGAUGAUUAGCAAAAAAUUGGACUGGGUUAAGUAAUUCAAUUAAUAUUUGGAAGGAGCAAAGUGCUUACAGUUCUUUCUUGGGCAUUAUGUACGAUUUUUCUGACCGCUGGAUUUUCUGAUCUAUGUACAUAUUUCGGGUCAAAUAUAAGCUGCUUUUGCUCCAGGCGACUAAGAUGUGGCUCGAAAAUUGAACUUUCCAUUUUUGUCAGUAUUUAUUCCCCGUUUCUAUUAGAGAGGACCGUAUUAUUAUUUUUUUAAUUAAAGGACAUCUUCAUAUGUUUUUAAGGUGCACACCUAACAGUAUUUAAGUACUUAUUUUUAUUAAUAUGUUGUUGCGUGGAGGUUUUGUAUUAUAUUCACAGCAGCAUCGUUUUAGGGCUUGAACUGCAAUGUGCUGACUUUUUACUAAAACGUUUAUAUACUCUUGUAUGGCAAUUGAAAUAUAUUCUUAUAAAUACAGGG
Messenger RNA from Dendroctonus ponderosae (mountain pine beetle), 2420 nucleotides. RefSeq names its product atypical protein kinase C (gene aPKC). The transcript is spliced from 3 exons. Gene Ontology annotation, biological process: establishment or maintenance of cell polarity; protein phosphorylation. The record is from RefSeq and is a predicted model, not a curated record. NCBI's taxonomy places the organism in Eukaryota, Metazoa, Arthropoda, Insecta, Coleoptera, Curculionidae. Gene Ontology annotation, molecular function: protein serine/threonine kinase activity; protein binding; ATP binding. Bases 103 to 1890 code for a protein of 595 amino acids.